GGAGACCAGAUAUAGUAAGUGCAGGGUCCGGGGAGAGCGGAUAUAGUGAAUGCAGGGUCCGGGGAGAGCGGAUAUAGUGAAUGCGUGGUCCGGGGAGAGCGGAUAUAGUGAAUGCGGGGUCCGAGGAGAGCGGAUAUAAUGAAUGCGGGGGUCCGGGGAGAGCGGAUAUAGUAAGUGCAGGGUCCGGGGAGAGCGGAUAUAGUGAAUGCAGGGUCCGGGCGGAUAGAGCGGAUAUAGUGAAUGCGGGGUCCGACAUUUUUGAAACUCGCUCCCCCCUCCCUUAUUAUUUUCUGUAUCCUAUAUAAUCUUAUUAAUGUCUAAUAAACUUUGAACAUCUCUGAACAUAAGCUGUCGUGAUUUCCGU
Staurois parvus is the source of this 364-nucleotide messenger RNA. The record is from the annotation of a GenBank genome assembly. Lineage: Eukaryota; Metazoa; Chordata; Amphibia; Anura; Ranidae.